UAUGCAAUCUAAAUGUCGUACAUUUUACUUUUUCCGCUAGAUUAAAAUUUGCGUGCGAUAGAAAGACGAACGCAGACGUAUCGAAUGAAAAAUAUUCCCACGUGGCCUACAACGCGACAUCUGGUCGGUAGUUUCAAGAUAUCACGACAGCAAAAGGAUAGAACGUUGUUGCGUUCCGGAAAGAAUUUCUUCCUAACGAUAACUGUUUAAGCUUAAUCCCCUCGUUAAAAAUCUUUCGCAGAUAAUAUAGGACGCCAGACGUAGAAUCUCUCGUAAGAUUGCUUCGGCACGUUGACGACAUUGCUGAGGUAAAGGAGUGGUACACCCGGAGCGAGAGGAUGGAAGAACGGUCGCUGCGCCAGUGUAAAGGAGACUGGCGACCUAACGGGGAGAAAGAGCGGAUGCGAGAGGAAGCGAGAGCGAAAGAAGAGAAUGUACGCGAGCGAACGUGAUGGACGAGUAGAGUGAACGAGAAGGAGAACGUAUACGAAGCGAGGUGCAUGAAGCGAACGAGAGAAAAAGAGGGACGGUGUUCGUAAUCAAAGGGGCAACUCGCGGUGCGGCUGCGGCGUGGAAGAAAGUCAGUCUAUACCAGAGCGGCUCAUCAGUCCGGCACGGUGCGGUGUCCCGAAUGCACGUCGAACCAUCGAUUUUUCGCGCCUUCUUGCCACGUGAUUCCGUUUCGUGUAUCAACGCAGCACCGCACGAACACGUUCGUUCACCGGUACCGAGUUUCCACUUCGAACCCACCACCAACCGACUCCGAUUAACUUCGGUGCAUCGCUCGAUCGGCAGCUGCAACGUGCGACGCUCGACGCUGCGAGUUAGCGGUCUAUCGCGUCCAUUGGACAUCCGCGUUUCGAUACAAACACGCGCCUACAGUACAAAUAUUUUAUUGAACAACGCUUCUAUUAAACUACCAGGGAGUGCAAGCGGAAGGAUUAAACAAUUUUGGAUUCAAAAUCGACUUGUACGAGUGUUACGUGGACCGUGGCAACGUUCGAAGGGAUUUAGCAAUGCUCAUGAAUGGGUGUGGCCAGCAUUCCAGUGGAGCGUAAAGAUCAGCGAACCUGCCAUGAAUUAAGAUCAAUCCAAAAAAUGGAUGUCGCCAAGGGCACAACGGAAGACUUCGUGACGGUGGUCAGCGUUGGCAGCCAGCCGAUGUCGGAAAAUUUCGUGACCGUUCUGUCGAUUGGCAAUAGAAAGAAGGACGAUGAGGAAUCGUCGUCGGCGGCGAGUAAGAAUCCAUCGAAGAGCAUGGACGGGCAUCUCGAGGAGGAAGUCGAGGUUUUCAGAUUGCCCGGGGAACGUUUGGGCUUUGGACUGAAAUUCGAAGGCGGCAACAAGACCGCCGAGAGAGUUAGAAGACUGUUCGUGCAGAGCUGCGCGGAGCAAAGUCCAGCCAGCCGAGCGAAAUGUUCGUGGGGCACCUUAGGUGAAGGAGACGAGGUACUUUCGAUCGAUGGUAUACCAGUGACACACAUGACCCGAUUGGAUUGCGUGAGAAGAUUGAAGGAGUCGCAAUUGGUCAUCAGGCUGAUGGUGAGAUGUCGCGGUGCUCUUAGACCGGAAGUGGUGAGCGCCGAGAGAAAAAUAGAAAGGAACAAAGUGCCUCCGGAGUUACCCACAGCACCGCCGCCUGUGCCACCAAGAAAGCUGAGGCAGCUUCGAGGCUCCGCGGACGGCGAGGCGAAUCCCAGUCCUAUCAAGAAAUUAUGGGACAACUCGAAAUCGCAGAACGGAUCGCAGAAUGGACUGCAAAAUGGCGUGCAGAAUGGUUCGUCCGUGUCGCAAAUCGGAUUACAGUGCGUGACGAAAAUCAGCUCGUAUGAGAAUUGUGAGUCAAAAAACGUCAACGGACUGAAUCAGGAGAGUCCGAAGGAGUCGCCGAAGGACCGCUCGCCGGAAUUCGCGAAAUCAAAGCAAAUUGUAAUCACAGAACCGCCGGAAGCAAUGGUUUAUCUAGAUGCGCGAUCACAAUGCGGCUCCACGCAUGGAAGCACGUCCGACGAUACCAGCAGUUCCAUGUCCACUGUGGUGGACAGAUUCUCGACAUCCGAUCGCGUGUCGACCAUCUCCACGACGUCUACGGCGUCGACUGCCGGUUCCGAACAGCAGAACGAAUUCUCGGGCGUCGAUCGAGACUUCGACCGAUCGUCCGAUCGAGACGUGCUGCUGUCGCGAGCGAUCUGCCCGCUCGAGCAUCUCGAGCGAGACUUUUCGAAUCCGCCCGAUUACCUGCUCCGCCGUCUCGCCAGUUCCGAGGCGGUGACGCAUGUGGAGUCGCGGGGUGAAGUCGAACGGAUUACGGCGGUCGUCGCGCCGAACACGGUGUUGAUCGAGGAAACGAUCACUCUUCAGCCGCCACUCAGCUUUCAAGACGCCCCGCUGAGUUACGGACACGAGGCCAGGCCGGAUCUCUUCUACACGGCCGACCUGGCUGCCGACUCGACGACACAUUUCAGGCCAAUUAAGGACGACGUGGAGCUCGUGGAGCGCGUCAACGGCAACCACGAGGAAUUCCGCGAAGCGACCUGCGUUUCCGGCACCGACAGAAGCAACGCCGACAGGUCGUCACCGCCGCCGUUGCCGGCUAGAAAUCACGUUAAUAGGAUCUGCGUGAAUCAGACGCAGACGAGCGAAUCUGGAAACAAGGCGCGUCCGCGAAUCUCCGCAACGGUGCCUGUCUCCUCCGACCUUUCCGAAGCUCCUCUGUUACCACCGAAACCGCUCCCGAGGAAGGACGUUAAGGCCAGAAGGAAGAGACCGCCUCCACCGCCUCCACCGCCGAUUAUAACGCCACGAAGAGAAAUUAAACCUUCACCGUCGAUCGAACCUAAUCAGGUAACGGAGAAAGAAAACGAAAAUCUUUCGCAAAGCACAGAACACGUUCGGCCAGGAGCGUGCAAUUCCUCAUCAAAUAAACCUAACAUUCUUGACGAUAAGAGUCGAAGAAACGAAACCUCGGAUAAAAGUCUCGCUAGAGAAUCUGAUUUGAAGAAUGUCUGCCUUGAUAAUGAAAAGAAAGACGAAGCUGCGAGUUUGGGAGAGAACGCACAAACGAGCAAAGUCUUAGAGACGAUCGAAAUCAAAAUGGCUAAAAGUUUGCAGUCUGAUCAGAAGGAGGAAAUUGCAAAAAAUAAAUCGAACGAUGCAACGGAAACUGCGAAUUGCGAGCAAAAUAAGGCUAAAGACGAAAUAACUGAUAAAAGCGAACAAGAUCAAUUGCAAGCUACGAAUAAUUCGAACAAAAUUCCACCGGAGCAUCAAAACUCGAACGUAGAAUCAGCGACCGACAAAUGCAUCGACGAGUCAAUUAAUAAAAGGGAAAAACGGAAAGACUCGGAAAACUGUUAUCAAGAAGAAACUAGAACAAACGACCGAGAUAUUUUGAAGGAGGUACUUCCGUCGAACGAGGAAGAUAUCUUAGCGGUCGGUUCUACUACGCGAGAGAGCGAGGACGACGAAACUUAUCAAUCGCUCGACGUGGUAAAUGACGACAUAAAAAAUCCAGAAAUGAAUCAAAUAUUGGAGAAUGAGGAAGUUAUGGAGGAAGAGGAUACCACCGACGAAAGCGACGACGGCGAAUAUUACUGGCAAAGUAAUCUUGCUACCAUCGGCGAAGAAGAGGAGACUUCCUUGGAAUAUGUUAAUGACAACGCAGACGUGAAUGAUCCCAGCGAGCUGGCGGUGAAGCCGGAAGAAUCGCCUCCUGCAAUCAAGAAAGAUGCCUUCGUUAAAAACGCGCGAGAUGACGAAGCAGACCGCGUGAACAAGAUUGCAGAAUAUACGGAGGAGAAAAGCAAGAACCCGAACAAAGAUACGGUAAAUGGUAAGAUGGAGAACUGCGGAGGCGGCCAGCGCCUGCCCCCGGACGGGGACGAAUUUCCAGCAGCGUACCAAGAAUUCAGCAACAGUAGCAACCAGCCACCGUACAGAUAUAUUGCCGCGACAAGGACAGCGACGAUAGCCACGAAUGGCGGAGGAUUGUGCAACGAGAACGAGCCGUUCCGUGCCGGCGAGACUCUUAAAAUGCUCGCGAACGACAGCAACGUUGUCGGUUCGAGGAGCAUUAUUCUACCCGAUAGUAAGAUGACAUUCACAGGCGCUGAAAGCGUGAGGCAGGAUAUAAAGAAAGUCGCUUUGGCAAAUAUGGAGAACGUCCGGUCCGAGAUGGGCAAAGCUACGUCGACCAAUGUAGAUAAUAUGUGUCAAGACACAAAGUCCAGCGAGAUUACUAGCGAAGAGAAAAAAUCAUCUUAUCAUACUUCGGAAGAUAUCGCGAAGAAAAACGCUUCCAUCGUCACAGGGAGUUCCCUUUACUCUUGUCAGACGACUAACAACAAUUUAAUGAUGAGCGAGAAGAAAAUGGAGAUCGCUGGAUAUUAUCACAAGGACGUGACGACGAUCGAACAAGUGCCAAGCCACGUGGAAAAAGACACGCCUGUUGAUACUCCACCGCCUCUACCAUUGACAGGUCCGCCAAAAGUAGAACAAACUGUUUUACAUGCGAGAAACGUUCCUACGAUAGAAUCGCCGCAGAGAAAGUUUUCUCUGAACGGCGAUCUCUGGAGGCAAGACGACAAGUCCGAGCGAUCUGUUCGAGACAAAAUUGCCAUGUUUUCGUCCCAAAGCAAUCUUGACGCGCCGCUAUUUCCCAGCGCCAUGACGGCGGCCGCCGUCUCGAACAACGGCAAACGCCUCUCCAAGUACAAGUCCUCCGAAGAUGUUUGCUGCGACGACAAGAACAACGGACAGAAGGACCGGCCGUCUUUCUUCGCCGACAGGACGCAGAGUUCUUUCGACCUCACCGAUUCGGCCAAAACUGUGACGGGGCAUGACUCCGCGAAGAAAUAUAAUCAAAGAACGCCUAGUUUAUCUCAGAUUGUUCAACCCGUUCUGUUGAGUCCAACUGCGCAAACUACGCGGGUUUCAAAGACGAUACCAAUCGUUCUGCCGAAAACUACAUCAGUGUCCAGUUCAUUGUCGACUUCGUACGAUAAGCAAAAUUUCUCAAAUACGACGACGAAAAAUUAUUGCGCGAAUACCGAAAGCGGCAAUUUGCAGAAUGCCGUGUAUUCAAACAUUGGAAAAACUGUGGGUUCUUGUAACAAUUUUAGCAAUUCGCUCAAAACAACGAACACGCCUUCGUUGACGCGAGCUACCAGUUUCUCAGGCCCGACACCUUACACGCAAGAUCGAGACUCUCUGACAACUGAUUCCAUUGGUAACUCACAAAUCUCGAGAACAAAUUCCUUGGCGUCCACGUUCAAGCGACCAGGAGAAGAUGUGAGAAGAAACAGCUUGAAUCAACUGAUCGAGCAGAGACGAAGAUCGAUAUCGAAGCUACGUGGUCUGGUUAUACCGGAAAAAGAUACCGUAUCGAUUGAUCAACCUAUCAUCGAUCUACCGGAAAUUAAAUCACGAGAUUCGAUAUUAUUGCAUCAGAUACCAAAGGCAAAUAUUCAGGACAAAUGGGGGUCUCAAAGUUCCUUAGCCAGCAACGCCAGCACGGCGAGCCAGCCCUUGAAAGCGACAACGUCCUUCAAAAUGCCGGCGCCUCAGAUACACUCCAAGUAUUCACCGGCUUUUAAGAGAAAGUCUCUCACGGUUUACGGUACUUCAGUGACGACGAGUUCCGCGAUAAACGGCAACAGCCCGAUCAAGAGUUCUCAAUCAACCGCUUUGUCCACGUUUUCGGAGCCACCGAAAAGUCUGGAGAGUAUUUGCAGCCCGACGAGAAGCGAUUAUAGCUUCGAAUUCGCUUCGACGACCAGCUCACCAGACGGCUCGCGCACCAGACCGAGAACGAUGCAGAGGAAAGCUCGCUUGGACUAUGACGAUUCCGACAACGAUUCAGCCGUGAGCAGCUCUCAAAGCAGCAUAUCUCGCGGCUUCAGUCCGCCGAUGUCUCCGGUACCAUCGGAAAGAUCCACCAUCUCAUCAGAGAGAUCUUACGUCUCCACGGAAUUAAACUGCCAACGUCGACCUUUGAUCGCGGAUAAUUUAAACAGAAUCUCAGUCGCACGGGAUAUUAGAGAUCCAAUUGCUGCAUCCGAUAAAGAUCAAUUUGCCUCUAGGAUAGGCGUUCUCGGUGAACGAAUGUAUCUGGCUGAGAGAUCCUCUUCCAGCAGCAGCAGUUCAAAUUCUCGCUCACCACAGCCGAACGAGCUUGUUUCGAGGAGUUCGCAGAUCCCUCAAAGACAAUUGAGGCGAUCGAAUAGCACCGAUACAAAUUGCAGCACGUCUUCGACACUCACAUCCGGCUCGCAAGCCAGUGCCGAGUCCUUAUCCCGAAGAGUGCUGAAGCCGCAAAGCGUCGAGGCGAUAAAUCGGAAGAAUAUCCUGGCGAGCGCGAGAUGUCGAAGUGGCAGGGAUUUGAACGGAUCACCGCUAAUCCAACGAAAAUUCUCGGACGACGAAGAUGCCGCGAAAGGAGCCGUCAAGAACGGUGGUGCUAUUCAUCAGAUGAGCAAUAACUCGGAAAAUGAUUCCGCGAGCAAACAAGAGAUCAAGAUUGCGUACAUAGAAGUUGCGGAUCCCUUCGCGGAGGAUGAAGGGUCGUUUCAAAAGAAGGAGGAGAAGCCUAAAUUGCCGCCUAAAAUGAGCUUUCCACCACCGGCUGUGCGACCGCCCAAGCCCGAAAUAUUAGAGCCGUCGAACGAUCUUAAAAUGUGGGUUCGAGCGGAGGUGAAGACUUUGGCGCGAUCAAUGGAAGAAAAAUCGAACGGUCAAUAUGACAAAGGUCCAUCCGUCGCAGCUCAAAAUUUGGAAACAAGAAGUAGUCGUGGCUCCAUGUUUAAUGAAUCUGUUAUUAUAGCUUCCAAUAAUGAUUUGUCCUCAAAAAAUAGGACUACAAUAAGCGAUACGAAAAUCGCCGCGAUGGAAAUGUCGAAAUCGCAAAAUAAAGCGAGUUUAACUCCUAGAAAAAGUAUGGAAGAGCAAAACGAUCUCUUGACAAUCUUGACGACAAAGAGCCGCUCUAGAUCAGCUAUACAUGUUGACGAAGGAACUUUCGGCAGAUCAAAGAGUCAGAUGAGCUUGGAGGAUAUACUUGGCGCUAAAGCGGAUUUGAAAUUACUUCGCGCGCAAAAUUCCGAGCCAAAAAUCGAGAAAAAUGGUAUGAUAACGAGUUCACCCGUAAAAUCUGCUUGGGAAAUCUCGAAAGAAAAUCGAUACGGAAGAAGAGGUUCGAUUACUUCAAACGAGUCCUGGUCGGAGGACAGGCCCUUCGUCUCAAAAAUACCCACCUUGGGGAAAAGUAAAGUCGCCGAUAGCGGCGAUGAAAUGUCGGAAAGCGUCGAAAGAAUGAAAAGCGUGACGACGUCGAAAAUUCCGACAUCUCGUGGGCUAAAUCGACGUAGCGCCAGCGUGACGGAUAUGAAGAAAGCCCUGGAGAAGGUCGACACGAGUCCCGUGCACAGCCAGUUACAACAGAGCAUCAGUAACACUCACAAUCGAUUUCCAAGUCUAGACAGCAGCGUGGACGAGAACGUCGGGACGGAAAUGGAUUCUGAUAGAUGCUACGGUAGUAUUAGUUCAUUGGCUAGUAGCACCAGUUUGAUCUCGCAACAGGAAUUGGCGCAACUCGUCGAGGAAGCGAGCUUGGAGGAGGCACGUGGAGCGCAUGACGUCAUAGUCGUUUUGCUCCAUAAGGAGAACCCGACCGGCAGCGUUGGCAUCACUUUGGCCGGCGGCGCGGACUGCGAAGUGAAAGAGAUCACGGUUCACAGAGUGCUGACACACUCUAUCGCGGACAAAGAUGGUCGGGUGCAGAGGGGUGAUAGGAUCCUCAGCAUAAACGGUCGGAGCACGCGAGGUCUCACGCACAGGGAGAGCAUGGCGGUGCUGAAGCAGCCAAGAUCCGAGGUCGUAUUGGUCGUGUCGAGGGUCAGAAUGGAGGAGGGCUGUAAACUGAGGUCGCGAACCGCGAGUGUCGAAACCAUCGUCGAAGGUAACGGAAUUCAGUGUAAACAAGAGAACUCGUAUCGCACAGGGUUAGAGACGAAUGGAAACGUGGAGAACACAGCGUGGGGACCACCAUCGACCGUGGCAGUUUACAAAGAUGGAGCUGGUCUAGGAUUUAGCCUGGAAGGCGGCAGAGAUAGUCCCCUCGGGGAUAGACCUCUAAUCAUCAAGAAGAUAUUCACCGGAGGUGCUGCCGAGAAAACGGGUGCCUUAAAAGCCGGGGACCAAUUGCUCGAAGUAAACGGUAACGACGUAACGCGAAUGUCGAGGAUAGAAGCGUGGUCUUUGAUGAAGAAGCUACACGACGGUGAAGUGAAUCUCCUAGUCAGGCAUCCUGCCACUAAAUCCUCGUGAAGAAUACGAAAUCCCGAUCGUAUAUCGUAUGAUGUAAACGGAACGUAGAAAUGUGCCAAGCAAACGACUG
Messenger RNA from Solenopsis invicta (red fire ant), 8392 nucleotides. RefSeq lists its product as uncharacterized. Bases 1027 to 8322 code for a protein of 2431 amino acids. The record is from RefSeq and is a predicted model, not a curated record. NCBI's taxonomy places the organism in Eukaryota, Metazoa, Arthropoda, Insecta, Hymenoptera, Formicidae. Gene Ontology annotation, molecular function: protein binding. The transcript has 11 exons.